This is a messenger RNA of Paramecium tetraurelia, 1875 nucleotides long. RefSeq lists its product as uncharacterized. Gene Ontology annotation, biological process: centriole elongation; cilium assembly. The record is from RefSeq and is a predicted model, not a curated record. Gene Ontology annotation, cellular component: centriole; centrosome; nucleus. NCBI's taxonomy places the organism in Eukaryota, Ciliophora, Oligohymenophorea, Peniculida, Parameciidae. Gene Ontology annotation, molecular function: tubulin binding. The transcript is spliced from 4 exons.
AUGAAAGCACUCGUUGAAGAAUUUUAAGCCUCGAGUAAAGAAUAGCCAAUAAGCUUUUAAGAGUUUUUAUAAAAUAUUAUGGAUGAAUACGAUAAUGAAUAAGCAAAUGAUACGUAGCAAUAUGACCCUAAAAACUACUUUAAAGAUUCCUAUAAGCAUAUGAUUAGUUUAGUUUAGCCAUUCAAUGAUUUAGAACAAGGUGAAAUUAAUUAUAAUAAUCCUCAAAAAUAACAAGAAAUUCAAGACUUAUCUAAAAAUUAUCAAUUAAAAAUAAAAUCUAAUAGAGAUCCAAAACAAAAACAAUUACAAAGUUUUGGUCUUUAAGAUGAGUUGGACUUUUAGAGGAUAAAUGAGGAGUAAUAGGAUUAAUCCUAUUUCAGCAUUGAAGAUAAUAGACCAAUUUAACGCUUAACAAACUAAGAGUUUUAUCAAAUUAGAGAUGAGGAAAGCUUAGAAAAGAAAUAAAAAAUGCAUGCUGAGUAUUUAAAGAAGAAAGGUAAUUUCUUAUUAGCGUGCUAAAGAGAUAAUGUUAAAUAGGCUGGCUAAAGAGUUCCUUUAGUCUAAGUCAAUAUUAAUCAAUAAGUUAAAUAGUUGAAGAAAUUCGUUGAUACGAAUCUUUAUAAUAAAUAAAUUGAAACUUUAGAAGAAAUAGAAGAGCCUUAGGAAGAAGAAUACGAGAAUGCCAAGAAAUACUUUAAAAAAUAAAUUGAAUAACUUUAAAACUCAAUUGAAUAUUAUUAAAAUGAAAAUGAAAGACUAAGAAAAGAGAAACUAGAUAUAAAUCAUCAAUUUUAAGUAUUAAAAUACGAAAAAGAUAUGUUUGAGUAUAAUAAAUUCAAUUAAAUAUAAGAAUUUGAAGAAUUAAAAAAGAAAGAAUUAGAAAAAAUUAAAAAAAAAUAAACCGUUCUGGAUAUGAUUCAAAAGACACAUUCAAAUGAACCAAACCACAUGUUAAUCAAAGAGAUUGAAGAAUUGAAGAAAUAAAUUGAAGAUCUCAAAGUAGAAAGCGAUAAAAAGUAAGAAAAAUUAAAGGAAAAGAAAUAAAAGUAUUAAAAGUAUUACAAAGAUAAAAUUGAGUAGACAAAAUAUUUAGAAGAAUAAAUUAAUAGCUAUUAAUAAAAAAUUGAAUAAUUAACUUAAAUAAUUAAUGAAUAUGAAUCAAAUACUGAAGUUUAAGAGUUGAUUGAAAACUAAAAAAAAUAGAAACUAAAAAUUUAAGAAUAAGAAAAUGAGAAAAAAGCUUAAGAGCAAAAAAACCAACAAGAGUAAGUUUAAGAGAUUGUAAAACCUGUUCCAUUAUUUGAGUUGAUAUAGGAUAAAGAAUUUAAAUUUUCAAUUGAUGAUAUCAACAAGAAAAUAUAUAUUGAAGAAUUUUCAUUUGAUUACAAUUCAUUUUACAAAGAUUAUUUAAAGUAAUCCAAAAAAAAGGAAAAACUUGUAGAAAAAUAAUAACGAUCAGAUGGUAAAAUAUUAAAGAUAUUUAAAUCUGGAAAGAAGGUUGUUGAGGGAAUGAAAGGAUUUAUAAAAGAAAUAUUUCCUAAUGAUUACGUUAUUGUUCACUUCCCCAAUUAAGAUAUUAAGCAAGAGCUUCCAAAUGGAAUUAAAAUUUAUUAUCAUUCAAAAAAUAAUUCAACUCAAAGUACAUUGCCUUAAGGAAUUUCAGUGACUUAUUUUAGCAAUAAGUAAUUGGAAAUUAUCUUUGUUGAUGGUAGUAAAUAGAUAUUAUUCCAAGACGGGACCAAAAAAUUUGUUAAUUAUAAAGGAGAAGAGGAGAUUUUUUAUCCUGAUGGAGUUAAAUAAACCAUAAAUUAUGAUAGAAUUAAGAAAACAGAAUAUCCUAACGGGAAUGUCAAAGUAGUGAAUUUAAAUAAAUGA